Messenger RNA from Chiroxiphia lanceolata (lance-tailed manakin), 5768 nucleotides. RefSeq names its product ERCC excision repair 6 like 2 (gene ERCC6L2). Bases 180 to 3725 code for a protein of 1181 amino acids. Gene Ontology annotation, molecular function: ATP binding; ATP-dependent chromatin remodeler activity. The transcript has 18 exons. NCBI's taxonomy places the organism in Eukaryota, Metazoa, Chordata, Aves, Passeriformes, Pipridae. The record is from RefSeq and is a predicted model, not a curated record.
AGCAGGGCCGCAGCAGGGCCGGGAGCGGCGGGGCCCUACCCCGAGGCGCCCCCCGGGCUCCCUCAGAGCCCCCUCCCGGCGGAGGGGCGGUGCGGGAUCCCCAGAGCGGCGGUGCCCGCCCGCCCCCGGUGCCUCCGCCCACAAGGCUGCGUUGGGGCUUUGUACGGCCCAAAGUUAAAAUGUGUGAUGAUGGUGCCCCAGAUUGUUGGCGUAUUGGGGAGAAAUGCCUUGCCCCUUGUCUUGAAGAUGGAAAACUUCAGGAAGGAGUAAUAACCUCACUUGAAAAGGACAAGAAUGGAAAAUCAUUUGCUGUUGUAUUAUUCUUGGAGUCCGAAGAAAGGAAAAUAUUAGUAACUAAACUUUGCAGAGUCAAAGACAGUAGAGGACCCUGGAAAAGCUUAAUAUUUGAUGAUGGUGAUCUGGAAAAGCCAUAUUUUCCUGACCAAAAUCUUCCAUCUCCUGCAGUUGCUUUUAAAUUAUCGGACAAUGGCGAUUUUAUCCCAUAUACAAUUAACAGAUACCUACGUGAUUAUCAAAGGGAAGGAGCCCAGUUUCUGUACAGACACUAUGCUAAUAAAAGGGGGUGUAUUCUUGGAGAUGAUAUGGGCCUCGGAAAAACAAUACAGGUCAUCUCAUUUUUGGCUGCAGCGUUGCACAAAAAGGGAACACGUGAGGAUAUUGAAAAUAAUAUGCCAGAAUUUUUACUGAGGACAAUGAAAAAGGGCUCAAAUUGUAACCCGAAGAAGACUUUCCUCAUAGUGGCCCCUCUUUCAGUGCUGCACAACUGGAAGGAUGAGUUAGACACAUGGGGAUACUUUAAGGUCUCUGUCUUACAUGGCAGUAAAAAAGAUGAUGACAUGAGUCGCAUCAAACAAGGGAAAUAUGAAGUUGCUCUUACAACAUACGAGAUACUUCGCCUGUAUUUGGAUGAAUUUAACAGUGUAGAAUGGUCUGCUGUGAUAGUGGAUGAAGCACACAGAAUCAAGAAUCCAAAGGCUCAAAUAACUCAAACCAUGAAGUCAUUAAAAUGCAGUGUUCGCAUAGGUCUUACUGGAACCAUUCUUCAAAACAAUAUGAAAGAACUUUGGUGUGUCAUGGACUGGGCUGUACCAGGACUUCUGGGUAGCAGAGCAGAUUUCAAGAAGACGUUUUCUGACCCAGUGGAGCAUGGCCAGAGGCACACUGCAACUAAAAGAGAGCUGGCAACAGGCCGGAAAGCCAUGGUGAAACUGGCAAGAAAACUGGCUGGCUGGUUCCUGAGACGCACCAAAGCACUCAUCAGUGACCAGCUACCAAAAAAGGAAGACAGAAUGGUGUAUUGUUCCCUGACUGAAUUCCAGAAAGCUGUCUACCAGGCUGUGCUGGAGACAGAUGAUGUAACCUUGGUGUUACGAGCAGGAGAGCCCUGUAGUUGUAACAGUGGCCGGAAAAGGAAGAACUGUUGUUACAAAGUAAAUGCACAUGGUGAAACAAUUAAGUCUUUGCGCUUCAGUUACCUGACGAUCCUGCAGAAGGUUGCCAAUCAUGCUGCACUGCUGCAGACAGACAACACGAGCAAGCAACAGGAAGCACAUAUCAAACGAGUUUGCAGCCAGGUAUUUUCCAGUUUUCCAGAUUUUGUGCAGUUAAGCAAAGAUGCAGCCUUUGAAACCAUUUCGGAUCCAAAAUACAGUGGAAAAAUGAAGGUCCUGCAGCAGCUUUUAAAUCACUUCCGAAAAAAUAAGGACAAAGUUCUUCUUUUCUCCUUUUCCACAAAGUUGCUGGAUGUGCUGGAACAGUACUGCAUGGCAUCUGGGCUAGAUUAUCGAAGACUUGAUGGAAAUACAAAAUCAGAAGAUAGGAUCAGAAUUGUAAGAGAGUUCAACAACAUUCAAGAAAUUAACAUCUGUCUUGUAUCUACAAUGGCUGGUGGACUGGGUCUUAAUUUUGUGGGUGCCAAUGUUGUUAUACUGUUUGAUCCUACAUGGAAUCCAGCAAAUGAUCUUCAAGCAAUUGACAGAGCUUACAGAAUUGGCCAGUACAGACCUGUUAAAGUGUUUAGAUUGAUCUCCUUGGGAACUGUGGAAGAGAUGAUGUAUUUGCGACAAGUUUAUAAACAGCAACUUCACUGUGCGGUCGUUGGAAGUGAAAAUGCCAAGAGAUAUUUCGAGGCAGUGCAAGGAUCAAAGGAACACCAGGGAGAGCUUUUUGGGAUCCAUAACCUUUUCAAACUUAGGAUUCAUGGGUCCUGUCUUACCAAAGACAUCCUGGAGAGGGAAGGGCAGGUGGAAGCAGGAGUCAUGACAGCAACUACCUGGCUGAAGGAAGAGAGUGCUCCGUGCAGCUCAGAGAAGUAUGAACAAGCAGAUUGUGAAGAAGAUCGAGAUCCUCAAAGCGCUCAGGCACAAUUAAACAGAGAAGAAACAGAUUUUUGGGAUGACUUCAGUGACGAUGAUGUUCUGGAAACUUCUAUGAAAAAAUGUGACAGAAGGAAGCCUUGCAAUGCAAAUAAUUUAAUGGUAGCAAAGGGUCAGCUUUCUUUAAUGCAGUGUGGAUUCUCUAAGUUGUUGCAGAGAGAAAUUGAAACUGCCACAGAAGGGGAUGAUAAUUAUAACUCUCAUCAAUUGCCUUCUGAUGAUCAGACUGUAAGAAAAAACAUAAAUAGCAAGCACAGUGGUUUUCAGAAAUGCCAAAGCAGUGUGCCUGUUUUGGAGCAUGGGAAAGCUGUUCUGGCAGCAGAUGGAACUGAUAAAAAAGAUAUGCAUGGUACAGACUGGCUUGAUUUCUCAGGCUCUGAGGAGGAAGGGGACAGAGAAAAUGAGGAUCAAGGCCUUUCCAAGCAACCUGAUACAGUCUUGGAAACUGGAAGUAGUUCUGAAGAGGGUGAUGAUGUCAUCUUUCCUACUCAAGUUCAAGCAGCGCCUACUAAAAAAGUUGAAAUACACAGGUCAACAUCUGGAAAUUGCAAAGAGUUAGCAAAAGAAAAAGCUGAGUUUGUGUUUAAGGGAGCCAGUAGGCAGUUUGGGUUCCACAGUGUUGAGUCGUCUUUUGGAGACAUCGAGGAUGACCCAGGUUUGAAAGGAGCAAGUGACAUAAGUGAUGAAUCUGAUGAUAUUGAACUUUCCCAGGAUUCUAAAUCAAGAGAGCCAGAAUCUUUCAGCUUUCCAAAACACAAGGAAAGAUGUGCCCUUAACCAUGAACUAGAUGAUGUCUCCAAAUCUCUGCUACAAGCGAAGAAGCCCAGUAGAAAAGAAAAAGAAAGUGAUUCACAGAAUAUAGAUGAAUUUUCAUCCUCUGAAGAUGAUUUUCCAGCUGAGAAAACUGAGGCCAGAAAGCAAAGCCAUAAGUAUAAAAGACAGAGAGGCAGAGUUCAGUUUGGGUCUAAAACACUGCAUCCUAUUCAAGAUACCUAUGUUGCACAAAUGGAGUCUGGCAGUUAUGCUGUGCAUAGAACUUCUGCAAGAAAAACUGAAUUUGAGCAUCAAGAACAAAAAAUGGAAUCAAUGGACAGAUAUUUAGAUGGUGUUCAAGAGGUGGCAUAUAUUCAUUCCAAUCAGAACGUGGUUGGAUCCAGCAAGGCUGAAAAUCACCUGAGCCGGUGGGCAGUGCGAGACGUGUUUGAGUUGAAGCAGUUUUCCCAGCUUCCUGCUAAUGUUGCUGUCUGUAGUGCCAAGAAACUACUUAAAGCUGGAGCAGACUGCAAAACCUGUGAGGACUCUGCUUUGAAAGUGAGAGAGGUUGCAUGAGAAGAAGAUCCUUGAGAGCCAAGGUAUAAAGGGUGGUGGGGCAGCAAGUCUUAUUCUUCAGGAGAGAAAUUUGAAGGUAUGUAGAGCACCUUGUUCAAGAACAUGAGUAACUAAUGAACUUGGAUUUAAAUUAAUUGUACAAAAAUGUAAGACUUGAACACUUUUACUUAGCCCAAAGUUCAUCUUGGUGAUAGUUUCUUUCCCUAAUUAGAGUUUAGAAGGUCUGUGUUAGAUCUACACGGUUGCACUGGUGUAAUUCACAGUCAAGUCUCUCUUAACCUUUUGAACUGCAGGCUUCAAUCAAGUUUAUUUUUUAUUCGGUAGUAAGUACCCAAUCUGCCCUUAAUUUUACCUGUGCCCAGUAUUUGUAUACCCCAGCUACCUUUUCUCUGAACAAAGAGACUUAAUUAAAUAUUCAUUGUGGUUUCAUUAAAAAAAUAGAAGAUUACUGUCUCUAUUACCAUAUUACUAUCUGCUAAGGGCAUAGCUGAAAACAAAAAAAGGACUAUCUCCUGUAACCACAGAGAGAAGCGUAUGGAAAACAAAAGCUUCUAAAAGCAAACGUGUGAAAUGAACCUGUAGACUGGACAUGGUGGACUUACAAAGCCAGACCAUAAUUUUCAGAGCAGACAUACAGUUAGUUCAGCCUUCCAGAGGAAAAAAAAUAGUCUUGAGAAUUCAUGAGAUAUAUUGCUCAAAAUUAUUCUGACUUUACUAAUUUGCAGGAGGGGGAAUUGAAAGUGUUAAGAGCUUCACUAAGAUCUUAGUCAUUUAGUAAGUAUUGCUAUUUUUGAUUUAUUUUUUGUUUCUGGUGAGCUCCAAGUUCCAAAGCAACUCGGCUGAUUUUCAGUGCAGAAGUUUUUUACUUACUUCAUUUUUUUGAUAACUUGCACUGUUAUCUGUGAAAUUUUUUCUUACCUCCCAUAAGAAGGAGAAACUUCCUGGAGGCGAGAUUAAAUAUCUUCUUUCUAGUGUUUCUAGUCUAUUCUCAAUUAAACGACUGCAUUCCUUAAUAAAUUUCCUAAUUAAUUUCUGUGUUAAUUGGCAAAAACAGCGUAUAUGAAAUGUUUGACACCAGUAUAGAAGUCUGGGAUAGGCUUUCUCUAAUUCUUGUAAAGCUGAAUUUGUGUAGUACUUCUUCAGUUGGAAUCUGGGGUGAUGGGUGAGUUGAGUGAGCCUGGGGAAAUCUUUGGAGAAGGCUUGGAUGUUUCACAAAAAAAGACAGAAAAUGGGAACAGGACACACUAAAUGAAUCGGAAAACUGAUGAUGUCCCACAUGAGAGCUAAUUUUCACUUUUUAGUAUGUGGAAAAGUGUUAGUCGGGAGACCAUGUACUGUACCUGUUGAAUAUGUAGAGUCUCUUUUUUAGUCAACUGCAUGUUUUCAACUUAAGUUUACUUUAAGUUCUACUGAAAAGAAAUGUACAAAGACAGCCAUUCAAUUGAGGAUUAAUCACUAUGGCAACAGAAAUGUGGUGACUGAAAAGAGGGAGGAUAUAUUCUUCCCUCAGCUUCCUGCCAGCUGUCAAAUUCAACCUUUGCGGCAGGAAUUCAGGCCAAAAUAUAGACUGUGAUCUGCUCCAAGAAACUUUAUCUGUAUUUUUAUAAAUUCGUACAAGAAUUGCACUAUAAAGGAAGACUUAAUCCUCUAAAUUGGAUGACAGACAUUUGGCACUAUUGCCAGUGUUUGACAGAGAAAUAACGAGAUGCUUUGUAGUAAAACCUGGAUUAAUGGUAAACCCCUCUUUAUGUUAUUGCAAUGUGGUGUAAAUGAAAAAACUAAGCAUGCUGUCAGCCUAGGGAAAAACGUGUCCUUUGUAUCUCCAAUGCAGAUUUAAGUACUGUUGAGAAUACUGCAAAUACAAAAGUUGUGUCAUUAAGAAUUCCUCUUUAUCUUAUUUGUAUUACAUUGACAUUUUGUAGAUUAUUUAAACAAAGACUUUCUAUCAGUUGUAGGAACUCUGAUUGCAGUGUGUUUGCACAGCUAUGAGAUUCAACAAGUUUAGAUGGUUGUUUACAAAGAGUAGGCUUUUGGGAGAUAACA